Molecule: messenger RNA, 945 nt
Organism: Necator americanus (New World hookworm)
Lineage: Eukaryota; Metazoa; Nematoda; Chromadorea; Rhabditida; Ancylostomatidae
Exons: 6
Coding region: 1-945 (314 amino acids)
Cellular component (GO): nucleus
Source: RefSeq, a predicted model, not a curated record
AUGUCGGAAGCCGUGGGAGAAGAAGAAGCGCCAAAAGAAUUUGUCAAGAAAAAGUACGAACCAAAGAAGUUGCACACAAAUGAAGUCGCGUCGUUGUUUGAUCUGAAGAGUGAAUACUUGAAGAAAAAGAAUGACAUUGUGCAAAGCGCUUCCGGCGAAAUCUAUCGCGGUGGAAGAAGUAAUGUCUUGGCUAUCAAUAAAGAAGAAAAGAUCUCAAUUAAAAGAGAAGAACAAGAACGAAAAAGACGCAUUAAUGAAAGUGAGGCUGCUCUGCGAAAGGAGGAGGAAGAACGACUUGAUCUAGUCAGGAAAAAGCUCAAGGAAAAAUCUGAGCUUUAUGAGAAACUCUCCGAAGGCAAAGUCGUUCUCGAGCAUAGCAAUGGACUCGAUGUCGAAUUUCUCGUUGAUUUCAAUGCAAAAGUUGAGGAACAUCGACAGAACCAGUUAAAAUCAAAUAACAAUUACCACGAAGAGGAGCCGACUACGUCGGCUGAUGUCCAACCCACACCUCUCGUCGAGCAUUAUGUGCCUGAGGAAGAAAAAAGAGUAUAUGGUGUCUCUCAUAUGAAGUUCUCGACGGAUGAGGAGAAACGUCAAGCGCAAAUCAAAUCACUUUACAACAUGACUGCGGAAACAGCGAAAAUGAGAGCUAAAAACAAGUCUGAAGCUGAUGAGAAGGCACGGGCCAAGAGAGAGAAACUGAAUGCGCUGCGGAGACGGAAAGGUGUACCAGAAAUCAGAACACCAUCGCCUGAACCGGAGCCCGAAGAACCUGAACUGAAUCUUGAGGAGAUACCUCUUCCUAUUGAGAAGCCCUUGAAAGAUCGCGAACAUAAAACUGUGCGAGAAUGGGAUCGAGGAAAAGGUCGUUACAACACUUGGAUUCAGAAGCAGCGUGAUGAACGCGACGAAGAAUUCGCUCCACCUUCGUUUUACUAUCAAUAA